Calypte anna (Anna's hummingbird) is the source of this 2561-nucleotide messenger RNA. It is a transcript of the gene MAT2B, whose product is annotated as methionine adenosyltransferase 2B. The record is from RefSeq and is a predicted model, not a curated record. The transcript is spliced from 8 exons. Gene Ontology annotation, cellular component: methionine adenosyltransferase complex. Lineage: Eukaryota; Metazoa; Chordata; Aves; Apodiformes; Trochilidae. Gene Ontology annotation, biological process: S-adenosylmethionine biosynthetic process. Bases 88 to 1143 code for a protein of 351 amino acids. Gene Ontology annotation, molecular function: methionine adenosyltransferase regulator activity.
CGCGCAGCGCCCGGCAGCCCUGCGGGCGGCGGACCAGUGGCGGCGUCAGGCCCCGAGCCUUCGGGCCCCCGCCCCGCUGCCGCCGCCAUGGUCGGUCGGGAGAAGGAGCUCAAGAUCCGCUUCGUGCCGGGGCGCUGCGAGCUGGUGGAGGAAGAUGCUGAUAUUCCCAGUAGGCGAGUUUUGAUUACUGGUGCUACAGGACUUCUUGGCAGAGCUGUGUUUAAAGAAUUCAAUGAAAAUAAUUGGAAUGCUGUUGGCUGUGGAUUCAGGAGAGCUCAGCCCAGAUUUGAACAGAUAAAUCUUCUGGACUGUAUUGCUGUUCAUGACAUAAUCCAUGACUUUCAGCCUCAUGUUAUAGUGCAUUGUGCUGCUGAGAGAAGGCCAGAUGUUGUAGAAAGUCAACCAGAUGCUGCUUCUCAGCUCAAUGUAGCUGCUUCAGGGAACUUAGCAAAAGAGGCAGCUGGAGUUGGAGCGUUCCUUAUCUACAUUAGUACAGACUAUGUGUUUGAUGGGACAAGCCCUCCUUAUAAAGAGAAUGAUGUACCAAAUCCCCUGAAUUUAUAUGGUAAAUCCAAACUGGAGGGUGAAAAGGCAGUCCUGGAAAAUAAUGAAGUUCCUCAUUUGGCAAGAUGUUAUUCGUUCCAAGGUUCAUGUCUUAUUUCUGAUGCUGCAGUACUUAGGAUUCCUGUCUUGUAUGGAGAGGUAGAAAGACUGGAAGAAAGUGCUGUGACUGUUAUGUUUGAUAAAGUGCAAUUCAGUAAUAAAUCUGCCAACAUGGACCACUGGCAACAAAGAUUUCCUACUAAUGUCAAGGAUGUAGCAGCUGUUUGCAGACAACUAGCAGAGAAGAGAAUGCUGGACCCAUCAGUAAAAGGAACAUUUCACUGGUCUGGCAAUGAACAGAUGACUAAAUAUGAAAUGGCAUGUGCAAUUGCAGAUGCUUUCAACCUUCCCAGCAGCCAUUUGAGACCAAUCACUGACUGUCCAGUUGUGGGUGCUCUUCGUCCAAGGAAUGCUCAGCUGGACUGCUCCAGGCUGGAAAUGCUGGGGAUAGGUCAGAGAACACCAUUUCGAACUGGGAUCAAAGAAUCACUUUGGCCUUUCCUUGUUGACAAGAGAUGGAGGCAGACAGUCUUCCAUUAGUUUAUAACUUUUUUAAGUAAAAGUAUUGUAUGUGGCACUUUUUUAAAAGAAAAAUUAGUUUUGUAUGAGUGUUCUUAAAUUGUGACAUUUAUGAGUUAUCAUUUAAUCAGGUAAACAUAUGGUCUUGCACUAGUGGAAUUGUUAGCCUACAAAAGGUUCAGUGACAAAAACUGAGCCUAUUUGGUGUCAUGGAUUCUUCUUUUGAUUUGUAAUAGUCUAAUGUUUAUUCUUAGUGGUUUAUGCUUCUUAGUAAUCAGUACCAUUUGAUGCUAAGAAUGAUCACUUGUAGAUUUACUUUUGGCUGAAGUAUGUUGUUGAUGCUUAAGGUCUGUGCUGUUUUUGUAUAUACCAUUUCUCUUCAUUAAAAGAUGUGGAGAGUUAAAAACCGAUUUUUUUUGUUAUUACCUUCUGAAGGUGGUGUUCUUAUCAAGUUAAACUGAAGUUGGAAUCUUUUGUUUUGCUUGAGCUCUAAUCAAAGUGUUUUUAAAAAAGGUGAAACUUUAUAUUUUCAAUUAUCAAGUGUACUUUUUAUGCUUGAAAUAUUUUCAGAAUGUUCUGUAACUUGAAUGCCUGCAGCUUCAUAAUUGUACCGUAAGUGGUAUGCAUUUAUUUUAAUGGUGAUACAUAAGAGUUAGAAGAGGGUUGGGAUGGGUGGGGAACAAAUAGUUUAACCUGGCUUGUCAGGGGUGGGUGGAUUGGACUUGUAGGAUCUUUAUUUUUUUCAGAGUAGGGGACUGUUUUGGGUUUUUGUAUUAAAGCAUGAAAUAUCUUCAUCUUUUUCUUCUUUUUUGGCAGCAUUUGGGAUUGUGGGAAGAAGGUGUUUGUUAGUUAACACAUGGGAGAGGGAGAAGAAAAGUAUUUCAAGAAUUUGUGGCACUGUGUUGUCUUUUGCACCGACCAUCAGAUCUUGCACUGUUGUAGCUUGUUCUGAAACAGCAAAGCACAUAUUUUGGAGGUUUGCACCAUAAUAAUGUAACUACAGUAGUCUAAUAUAAGCAAAUCUUUAUUCUGCUUCAGCCUUGUCCCUAAAGUUGAACUCAGUAGCCAGGUGAAGUGGAAGAAGAACAUGGUUUGUAAAGGUUGACUUCAUUCUGAAGUUGUAGAAUCAUCAAUAUAUAAAAGUCGUGAGAUUGCCAGAUUAUUAGUAAAAGUAGGAAAAGCUGCAUUUAGAUGAUUGUUCUGAUGUUGAAAUGAAGGGGGAGGAGAUGAUGAUCAGCUUUUAAUUAAAAAAAAAAAUAUGAGGGGACACUGGAAGAUCCUCAGUCUGUUUUUCUAAGGUCAGCUUUACACUUAGUCCUUUGAUUUCCAACUGGCAUAUGCUAAGAGAUCAUAAUCCUGAUUUGUUUUCAGUCUGAAGUCCUGAUAUACACAUGUUAACUAAUCUCCAAAAUGACAAUAAAUGUCUAUUGCCAUCAUGA